CGGCGGCGCGAGGCGCUUGUUCCCAGCAGCGAGUCGCGAGCGCCCGCUGGGUCCCGGACACUAGGAGAAGCCCGGACCUAACUGGGGUCCAGUCAGCCUUCGCCCCGCGUGGUUGCCCAGCCGCAGCCGGACGGCGAGAGGGAAUCGAAGCUGACCCCGGCUCUCGCCCGGCGGGGAGGGUGCGCCUGGGCGGUGUGUGAACAGGGGAAGGACGGUGGAGAUUCGCUGAACUCACGGGCAGCGCUGACUGUCCGAAGGCUGCGGGAUGCGAGAGGAGGACAAGGGCGUACUCGGUGGCGGCAGCUGUGAUGCGGGACUGGCGGGCGCCGCGGCGCGGGGACAGGUGGAGAAGGUGCGGCAGCUCCUGGAAGCCGGCGCCGACCCCAACCGAGUCAACUGCUACGGGAGGCGCCCGAUCCAGGUAAUGAUGAUGGGCAACACCCGUGUGGCAGAGCUGCUGCUGCUCCACGGCGCGGAGGCCAACUGCGCGGACCCUGCCACGCUCACCCGACCCGUGCACGACGCGGCCCGGGAGGGCUUCCUGGACACGCUGGUGACCCUGCACCGGGCCGGGGCCCGGCUGGACGUGCGCGAUGCGUGGGGCCGCCUGCCCGUGGACCUGGCUGAGGAGCGGGGCCACCGGGAUGUGGCUCUGUACCUGCGCGCGGCCGCGGGGGAUUGAUGACAAGAGCCCCCCGCCCCCCCCCCCGCCGCCCCACGGGGACUCUUUUUCUUCCCCAGAACCCCCGUUUCCCUCAGACCCAGUUCAAAGAAGGCUGCCCGAACGCUAAUGCGCUAAGCUGCCCUGAGCUUUGCCAGCCUCCCCAGCAACUCAACCUCCCAGAGCAAGGCGGAGCCGAGCCCGCAUAGGUCCCUACACGCUUAGGGAGAAGCCUGGGAGGCAGAAAGAAAGGUGGGGCAGAACUGGAUCUCGAGAUUUCGGGUUGUGUGGUGUUCCGGUGUCCUGCACGUCUCUGAACUUUGUGAGGCAUGGAAAGCACGAGUGACGGCCCCGACACUCUCAGAGCUGAUGCUGCGGUGCGUGUUGGGGAUGCAGGGGUUAAGACUGGGGUGCUGACAGUGGGCAACUUCGUCCCCAAGAACUCCGGAUGAAGGUGGCAAUCCCUGGAUGCUGGAGGGAAAACUCGCACCAGACCAGACUUGGGGGAGGGAGAGUGAGGUGGGCACGGUGAGGUCUGCCAACUAGGCAGUACAGGACAGUUUAUUGCAAAAUCACACUCCGGAAGCCCAGAGGACUCCUGCUCAGCUCCCACAGUUAGCAGAGAGAGUGGAGAAGACAUGGGGCCCACAGCAAAUCUGCCUUGGUGCCCUCUCAAUGGGUGCUGGCUGUCUCUCAGUUAAGUCUUGAUUGAAUUGCAGCCAAAGAGGGCACUGUGCAAACAAGGUUGGAGCAGUCAUUCCAAGGAUGUGCUUCAUCUGUAUGAGAUAGAACACACAUCCCCCUAUGAAUUGCCGUUUGAGAAGAUUUUAGUGAUAGUUUGCACUUUUGAAUUGUUCUUUUCUGACAAUAUAUUGGACGCGGAGAGGAGACUAACUCGUCGUCCUUGGUAAAGAGGUCAAGCAGAAAGAUUUUGCUGUUGUUUUAAACAAAGGAAAACAAGGCCUCCCUAUGUAGUCUAGCCUCACUCCCUCCACCUUCCUGCCUCAGCCUUCCAGGCAUGCAUCACUAUGUUCAGAUCAACUACAGAUCUUUAAUAGGACUACGGCAUGUGGCAAACCAAUACCAUUUUUCUUCCAUCCAAUAACUAGAGCAGUUUCAUACUAAACCCAUUUAUUUCCUGGUUAAUUUUUUCUCACUGUUAGCUUUAUAGAGUAUUUCAGGGGAAAUAUCCCAAAUGCUGAGAAAAUGGGUGUAUUUAUCCAGUAAAUUAUGUUGGAUCUAUUUCCCAAACGAUGCUAAAAAGGCAAAAUGAGUAUAAAACCAUUAAAAA
Molecule: messenger RNA, 1952 nt
Organism: Perognathus longimembris pacificus (Pacific pocket mouse)
Lineage: Eukaryota; Metazoa; Chordata; Mammalia; Rodentia; Heteromyidae
Product: cyclin-dependent kinase 4 inhibitor B-like
Exons: 2
Coding region: 266-682 (138 amino acids)
Biological process (GO): regulation of cyclin-dependent protein serine/threonine kinase activity; negative regulation of cell population proliferation
Cellular component (GO): nucleus
Molecular function (GO): protein kinase binding; cyclin-dependent protein serine/threonine kinase inhibitor activity
Source: RefSeq, a predicted model, not a curated record